Molecule: messenger RNA, 1694 nt
Organism: Lolium perenne
Lineage: Eukaryota; Viridiplantae; Streptophyta; Magnoliopsida; Poales; Poaceae
Product: pectinesterase QRT1
Biological process (GO): pectin catabolic process; cell wall modification
Molecular function (GO): pectinesterase activity
Source: RefSeq, a predicted model, not a curated record
GAUGAAGGGGAUCGGAGCGGGCACCCGCCGCCCGGCAGGCCGGGCGCUCCCCAUAUUUAAUGGCGUCACCACUUCCUCACGCCUCCAACGUCUUCUUGCAUUCCGUCCCAACCCAUUCCUUCUCCGUAUCAUCAUCACACAUACCAUCACCCCGAUCAUGUAUGUCACCUACUAGUAACGUGUUAGUGCAACCCCUCAGAUCGAUGUAUCGAGCACUCGAGCUCUAUAUAUUCCCCGCUAAGCUGAUCAGCUCCCACCGUCUGCCAAACCCCUUGCUUGUGCGAUCGCCAACCAGUUCAUCGAUCAUCGAUCCCUACGUCACAACUCACAACCUGACCCAAGUCUACGAGCUAGCUAGGAGGGCGCGCGCGGGGGGCGUCUAUGGCGGGCAAGCGGCGGCUCCGCCACUACACCGUCGUCCUCCUCCUGCUCGCGGCCGUCGCCUCGGUGGCCGGCGGCGAGUUCAUCACGUGGGAGGACCUGACCAUGCCGGCCCUGGCGGCCGUGCCCCGAGGCACGCCGGUCGUCGAAGCAGGCGUCAAGUCAUCGGCGUCGGCGCCGCGCCGCGGGGGUAUGGUGGCCUUGAGCACGAUCGUGGUGUCGCAGGACGGAACGGGGCACUCGCGGACCGUGCAAGGCGCCGUCGACAUGGUGCCCGCCGGGAACACGCGGCGGGUCAAGAUCCUCGUCAAGCCCGGCGUCUACAGGGAGAAGGUGACGGUACCGAUCACGAAGCCGUUCGUGUCGCUCAUCGGCAUGGGGACCGGGCGCACGGUGAUCACUUGGAAUGCGCGGGCGUCGGACAUCGACCCGUCGGGGCACCAGGUCGGCACCUUCCUGUCCGCCUCCGUCGCCGUCGAGGCCGACUACUUCUGCGCCAGCCACAUCACCUUCGAGAACUCGGCGCCGGCGGCGCCGCCGGGAGCGGUGGGGCAGCAGGCGGUGGCGCUGCGGCUGUCCGGCGAUAAGACCAUGCUGUACAGGUGCAGGAUACUGGGGACCCAGGACACGCUGUUCGACAACAUCGGGAGGCACUACCUGUUCAACUGCGACAUCCAGGGCUCCAUUGAUUUCAUUUUCGGGAACGCGAGGUCCCUGUACCAGGGUUGCAGGCUGCACGCGGUGGCGACGAGCUACGGCGCGAUCGCGGCGUCGCAGCGGAGCUCGCCGUCGGAGGAGUCGGGGUUCUCGUUCGUGGGGUGCCGGCUCACCGGCUCCGGCAUGCUCUACCUGGGCCGGGCGUGGGGGAAGUAUGCCCGUGUGGUGUACUCCUACUGCGACCUCAGCGGCAUCGUCGUGCCCCAGGGCUGGAGCGACUGGGGCGACCACACCAGGACCAAGACGGUGCUGUUCGGGGAGUACAACUGCAAGGGUCCGGGGGCGAGCUCACGGCAGAGGGUGCCGUGGUCGCGGGCGCUCACCUACGACGAGGCGCGCCCCUUCCUCGGACGGGACUUCAUCAAUGGCGAGCAGUGGCUCAGAUUGUAGACGACGACACUGUAACCUACCUAAAGAGAAUCUUCCAUUCUCCAAUUCAUUCAGAUUGCUUUGUCUCUUCACUUCACUGCAGAUAAUGUAACCACCUAGUUGACAUGUACUAGUACGGCCAUGUAUGUAACGGACCUGUCACGUCCAUAUAUGUAGCAACAUGAGAUCUGUUGGUCCUGUGAAAAAAAAAGAGAUCGUUUCCCAAA